This is a messenger RNA of Syngnathus typhle (broad-nosed pipefish), 1417 nucleotides long. It is a transcript of the gene endou2, whose product is annotated as endonuclease, polyU-specific 2. Bases 477 to 1334 code for a protein of 285 amino acids. The record is from RefSeq and is a predicted model, not a curated record. The transcript has 7 exons. Gene Ontology annotation, molecular function: RNA endonuclease activity. Lineage: Eukaryota; Metazoa; Chordata; Actinopteri; Syngnathiformes; Syngnathidae.
UCGAAACUAACGAUGCUGCGGUGUGUGCGUCCAUCCCGCGGCGCGUCUUGUCACCUGCAACGUGACCCAUAUUUGGGCUUGUCAUCCAGGUGGCGGUGCUGUGUGACCUGCGCGGGAGCAACAAUGAAACGCUAAAGAAACAAAAGAGCACACGUUGGAGCCUGAGACUGAAAAGAGACGACAACAUUGUGUCACCCCUUUGGCUAGAGUUGCUGACAGGGGAUAACCCUUUAAAAUGGCCCCCCUCCCUCCUGUCGUGCCCCUCUCUCAUCCACACACAAACCGAGCGCUACUAUGCCUCUAAAGACAUAUCUUCUCUCACAAACACAGGAAAGCAUUAACAACAGCAGCACCUGAAGACCGCGGCGUGAAGCGGGAUCGAACUCCAACGGAGGGGAAAAUAAGGUCGACUGCUCAUUUCAACUUCAACCUAUCAUAAACACAAAUAUCUGAGAAGUGACCCGAGUCGCCUCAUCAUGAUUGAGAGUGAGAGAGAGCUGUCGGCCAUGGUGCAGGAGCUGUGGGACAACGACGUCAACAGACUGCGACCCGGACAAGACUACAGGAUAUCCUUGCAGGGCAAAGCUGGAGACAAUAUGGCCAUCAAUGACGACGAUGACAACGAUGGGGCGGGAUAUCCUCUGUUCAAAUUUGUAGACGAGAACGUUUUCCAGAAGGAGACUUUUUUAGCCUUUAUUUCCUUGUUGGAUAACUAUGUGAGUGACACAGGGGAGCCAGAAAUCGUCACCCCUGAGGAGGUGGCAGAGAACCACAAGUUCCUGGACUCUAUUGUUAAGACUCCCACCAUGAAGAUAGCGCAUAAAUACCUGGUGGAGAAGCAACUUUCCCCGCAAGACGAGACGCAGUUCAAGGAGCAACUCUACAGAAUCUGGUUUGAACUCUACGCAAGGAGAGGAUCCAGCAGGCCAGAUUCGUCAGGAUUUGAACACGUGUUUGUUGGCGAAACCAGAGGAGGCAGGACAGUCAUUGGCUUUCACAAUUGGAUCCAGUUGUACUUGCAAGAGAAGCUGGGUCAUAUCGAUUACAAAGGCUACAGUGUCAACGCUAACUCGCCACAGCCAGACGAGAACAAGCACAUCUUGGCACUGCAGUUCAGUUGGAAGAACGGCAUCAAGCCCAAAGGCAGCAUCUUCAUCGGCGUCAGUCCCGAGUUUGAGUUCGCCCUCUACACCCUGUGUUUCCUCAGCUCGCCCAACGAGCGGGUCAAAGUCCAGUUUAGUUUCUACGAUGUAGAGAUUGUGUGCCACCACUACAACCAGAAGCACAUAGGCACCACUUACCCCGUGCUUCUUAAGUACCAGAAAAACACUUAAUUUACAUCCAAAUCUUCAUCCUUACAUGGGACUGUUGUCUUUUUCAUUUGACUGAAAAUACAAUAAAACCUUACAACACCAUA